Molecule: messenger RNA, 4387 nt
Organism: Nannospalax galili (Upper Galilee mountains blind mole rat)
Lineage: Eukaryota; Metazoa; Chordata; Mammalia; Rodentia; Spalacidae
Gene: Esyt1
Product: extended synaptotagmin 1
Exons: 31
Coding region: 141-3440 (1099 amino acids)
Biological process (GO): lipid transport
Molecular function (GO): lipid binding
Source: RefSeq, a predicted model, not a curated record
GGUCAGAGGCGAGGCGUGGCUUAAGGUCCGGGGAGGGGGCGGGGGGUAAUCACCGUAUAUCAAGGCAAGGGAGCUGGCCCACAAGCCGAGCUGCCACCAGCUGGUUCCCGGGUCGGGUGGGUCCUCCCCUAGGCGGCCCCAUGGAGCGCUCUCCGGGGGGGGGCUCCAGCUCUCCGGAGCAGCCCCCAACUCCCGCCGACGCCGCUGGGCAGCCUCCUGCCGCCCCCCCGGAGCCGGACUUGGGUCCGGGGAUCCCGCCCGCUGGCCCGGGUGCGGCUAGCGAGGCGCUGGCGGUAUUGACUUCCUUCGGGCGGCGCUUGUUAGUGUUGGUGCCGGUGUACCUGGCGGGCGCCGCGGGUGUCAGCGUGGGCUUCGUGCUGUUCGGCCUCGCCCUCUACCUGGGCUGGCGCCGGGUCCGCGACCAGAAAGAACGCAGCCUGCGGGCGGCGAGGCAGCUCCUGGACGACGAGGAACGGAUCACCGCCAAGACGCUGUAUAUGAGCCACCGGGAACUGCCUGCCUGGGUCAGCUUCCCAGACGUGGAAAAGGCUGAAUGGCUGAACAAGAUUGUGGCCCAGGUGUGGCCCUUCCUAGGUCAGUACAUGGAAAAGCUUCUGACUGAAACUGUGGCCCCAGCUGUUCGGGGGUCUAAUCCCCAUCUGCAAACAUUCACAUUUACACGAGUGGAACUGGGUGAAAAGCCCUUACGCAUUGUAGGGGUCAAGGUUCACCCCAGUCAAAGAAAAGACCAAAUCCUUCUGGACAUGAAUGUCAGCUAUGUAGGUGACUUGCAGAUUGAUGUGGAAGUAAAGAAAUAUUUCUGCAAAGCAGGAGUCAAGGGCAUGCAGCUACAUGGAGUGUUACGGGUGAUUCUUGAGCCACUCACGGGGGACCUUCCUAUUGUGGGGGCUGUGUCGAUGUUCUUUAUCAAACGCCCGACACUUGACAUCAACUGGACAGGGAUGACCAACCUGCUGGAUAUUCCAGGACUUAGCUCUCUCUCUGAUACCAUGAUCAUGGAUUCUAUUGCUGCCUUCCUGGUGUUGCCCAACCGACUGUUAGUUCCCCUUGUGCCUGACCUUCAAGAUGUGGCCCAGCUGCGUUCCCCUCUACCCAGGGGCAUCAUUCGGAUUCACCUUCUGGCAGCUCGAGGGCUGAGCUCCAAGGACAAAUAUGUGAAAGGCCUGAUUGAGGGCAAAUCAGACCCCUAUGCCCUUGUGCGUGUGGGCACGCAGACAUUCUGCAGUCGCGUCAUUAAUGAGGAACUCAACCCUCAAUGGGGAGAGACUUAUGAGGUGAUAGUACAUGAGGUCCCAGGCCAGGAAGUCGAGGUGGAGGUGUUUGACAAAGAUCCGGAUAAAGAUGACUUUCUGGGCAGAAUGAAGCUAGAUGUAGGGAAGGUAUUACAGGCUGGAGUACUGGAUGAUUGGUACCCUCUACAAGGUGGGCAAGGCCAGGUUCACUUGAGGCUGGAAUGGCUAUCACUUUUGCCAAAUGCAGAAAAACUGGAGCAGGUUCUGCAGUGGAAUCGAGGAAUCUCCUCUCAACCAGACCCCCCAUCAGCUGCCAUCCUAGUUGUCUACUUGGAUCGAGCCCAGGAUCUUCCUCUGAAGAAGGGGAACAAGGAACCCAACCCUGUGGUGCAGCUGUCAGUUCAAGAUGUGACCCAGGAGAGCAAGGCCACCUACAGCACCAACUGCCCAGUGUGGGAAGAGGCUUUCCGGUUUUUCCUGCAAGACCCUCGAAGCCAGGAGCUUGAUGUGCAGGUGAAGGAUGACUCCAGGGCCCUGACUCUGGGGGCGCUGACCCUGCCUCUGGCUCGUCUGCUGACUGCCCCAGAACUCACCCUGGACCAGUGGUUCCAGCUCAGCAGCUCAGGCCCAAACUCUAGGCUCUACAUGAAACUGGUCAUGCGGAUCUUGUACUUGGACUCCUCAGAAAUCUGCUUCCCCACUGUGCCAAGUGCUUGGGAUCUGGACAAUGAGAGCUCUCAGAUAGGCAGCAGUGUAGAUGCCCCCCCUCGACCCUGUCACACCACUCCUGACAGCCACUUUGGGACUGAGAAUGUUCUUCGGAUCCAUGUGUUAGAGGCUCAGGACCUAAUUGCCAAAGACCGUUUCUUGGGGGGAUUGGUGAAGGGCAAAUCAGACCCCUAUGUCAAACUGAAGGUGGCAGGACGAAGCUUCCGGAGCCAUGUUGUUCGGGAAGAUCUCAACCCCCGCUGGAAUGAAGUUUUUGAGGUGGUUGUCACAUCAGUUCCAGGCCAAGAGCUAGAGGUUGACAUCUUUGACAAGGACUUGGACAAAGAUGACUUUCUGGGCAGGUGUAAAGUUGGUCUCUCCAUGGUCCUCAACAGUGGCUUCUUUGAUGAGUGGCUGACCCUGGAGGAUGUCCCAUCUGGCCGCCUGCACUUGCGCCUGGAGCGUCUGACCCCCAGGCCCACUGCUGCUGAGUUAGAGGAGGUGCUGCAGGUAAACAGUCUGAUCCAGACUCAGAAGAGCUCAGAGCUGGCUGCAGCCCUGUUGUCUGUGUACCUGGAACGGGCAGAGGGCCUACCGCUUCGAAAAGGCACCAAGCCUCCUAGCCCUUAUGCCACUCUCACUGUGGGAGAGACUUCCCACAAAACCAAGACUGUUUCCCAAACUGCAGCCCCUGUCUGGGAUGAGAGUGCCUCCUUUCUCAUCAGGAAGCCUCAUGCUGAGAGCCUGGAGCUGCAGGUUCGGGGUGAAGGGUCUGGUACCCUGGGCUCCUUAUCCCUGCCCCUCUCGGAGCUUCUGGAGUCUGACCGGCUCUGCUUGGACCACUGGUUUGCGCUCACUAACGGCCAGGGGCAGGUGCUCCUGAGAGCACAACUAGGAAUCCUGGUGUCUCAGCACUCAGGAGUGGAAGCCCAUAGCCACAGUUACAGCCGCAGCUCCUCCUCUCUGAGUGAAGAACCAGAGCUCUUGGGGGGACCCUCUCAUAGUACCUCCUCAGGCCCAGAGGUUCGGCAUCGCCUAACACUUGGUGACAGUCCCUUUGAGGUUCCCAUUGGACCUCUUGGCCAGGUGAAGCUGACAGUGUGGUACCACAGUGAUGAGCAAAAGCUGGUCAGCAUUGUUCACAGCUGCCGGGCCCUUCGACAAAAUGGCCGUGAUCUCCCAGACCCCUAUGUGUCACUGUUGCUAUUGCCAGACAAGAACCGAGGUACCAAGAGGAAGACCUCACAGAAGAAGAGGACUCUCAAUCCUGAGUUCAAUGAGCGGUUUGAGUGGGAGCUGCCCCUGGAUGGGUCUCUCAGACGAAAGCUAGAUGUCUCUGUGAAGUCAAAUUCCUCCUUCAUGUCAAGAGAGCGUGAACUUCUGGGGAAGGUGCAGCUGGAUCUAGCUGAGAUAGACCUUUCCCAGGGUGCAGCCCAGUGGUAUGACCUGAUGGAUGACAAAGACAAGGGCAGCUCCUAGGAACUGGUGAUAACCAGCCUGACUUUGCUGUCUUCUUGCCUCUUGCUGCAUCACCACCACAGUGUGAUGAGCCUACAGCUCGGGCUUCCUGGCUGAGCCUGUGCCCUUCAGCCCUUUUGCCUUCUGGACCCGUAUUAGGGCCUUUGCCUGACCAAAGAGGACCAUAUGUUACCCUUUACUGCACGGCCUUUAUCUUUCAGGCUCCUAGGGCAGGGACCUGAGCUGGCUAUUUCCUGCUCUGCCUGCACAUUGUUCUCCCUCCCAACUCCUCAGGGCCUUCUGUACCUGUGCCUGGCCACUGGCAGCACUAGCAGUGGCAUUAGCUCAUGCCAAAUACAGCUUUUGGAAAGCUCUUCUUUUUUUUAUAUACAUAAUAAAAAUAUAGAAAACCAGAAUGAUUCACGAAUUUGCAUGUCAUCCUUGCACAGGGCAAUGCUAAUCUUGUAUUUAGUCUAUGUGCUGCUGAAACCAGUAAAAGAUCUUUCUUUAACUGCAUGGCCAUCAUCUUCCCUGCUGUGAGCAGUCAGGAAGGAUAGACAUGGGGGGUGGGAUGGUAGACAGGCUAGCCUCUCAAGCUCUGAGCCUCUUGAACUGCAUAUAUCCAAAAUGUACAGCAGCCCCAGCCCCAUGCCCAGUUUCACCCUCACCUUACUCAAACCUGUUCUGAAAAUAUACCUGCUAUGAUGGCUGUGAUCAGGCUCCUGGUUGGUUUUGUGAAUUGAAGCACUUGGAUCCUAUCCAAACCUUUAAGUAGUUACAGGUUGGUUUUGGAACCCUAAGCUGGUAAUAUACAGAUGACAAGAAAGGGCUCGGGACAGCAGGGCCAAUUUCUUUGUCCAAGUGCCUAGGUUACAAACUCACUGUCUAGAACUGAAUCUGAUACUCUGGGUUUUGCACCAACUCUGUCUAUCCACUGUAUCUUGCAUUAAAUGUUAGAUUCAAACCAA